Messenger RNA from Hydra vulgaris (swiftwater hydra), 983 nucleotides. The record is from RefSeq and is a predicted model, not a curated record. NCBI's taxonomy places the organism in Eukaryota, Metazoa, Cnidaria, Hydrozoa, Anthoathecata, Hydridae.
AACUAAGUUUUUAUUAGUAGCAAUUAACCAAAAAAAACAGUCUUUUUGAAUACUUUUGUGCUGUACUUUUUAGUCAUGGUGUUCUGUGUUGGCGUGUUAGAAAACCGUCUUUGAAUAUAUGUGUCAUGAACAAUUACAAUUAUGAGAGUGGUAAUUUUCAAGAUAAAGAAUUUGUUCAUGUAAAAGCAGAAACCAUAUGUUCUUUGACUAUAUACAACUGCUCGUGUAAAACAUUCUCAUCGUGCUUUUUUUUUCAAUCAAAAUAUACAACAAAUGUUAAUAAUUGUUGUCAUUGUCGGCUGCUAAACCAGUUAAUGCAAAUGCUUAAUGAUCCUGAAUUCAUCCCAGAAAAUAGUUUAUUGAGCAAAAAAAAACUUAUAAAUAGUUUAAUCUAUCUCACAUCAAAUGUUUUAAAGUUAACUUUCAAAUCUGGAGUUGAAAGAUAUUCUGUAGUUGCUGAUUCCUGUGCUUUUGUUACGAUUUUUGAAAUUUUAAAAUCAUCACGCAAAGUAAUUAAAUGUCAUGAUUCAGAGUGUCAAGUAUCUGAAGGAUCUAUUCGUCAGAUUAAUAAUCUACAAAAUGGUUGCUUAUGUCCGCACCUAAAAGUCUUUAGAGAAUAUUUUUAUCUUCUUCAAAACACAGGAGAAUCAAUUUCUAAUGAAAAAGAUGAAGUGAUUUCUAAUGACUCUGAGUUAGAAGAUAAUAUUCAUUUACCAAGGGAAAAGUGGGAAGAUGUUUUCAAUGUUGCAUCUGGUUUAUGGAGAAUUAAUGCACCAAGUAAAAAGACUUUUUCCCAUGACCAAUUUAAUAAAAAGUUUAGCAGUGACAUUGUAAAUAGGCAGUCUGCUACCAAUGGACAUCGGUUUAUACCUUCUAUUGAUCUAGGCAUCUGUAACUGUGGUGUCAACCAGCUACUGGUAACAUGCAAUCUAGUACAACCUGCUUUGCAAGGAUGGCCUUCUGGUUAUAAAAAAUUGCCAUAA